Messenger RNA from Acanthosepion pharaonis, 597 nucleotides. The record is from the annotation of a GenBank genome assembly. Lineage: Eukaryota; Metazoa; Mollusca; Cephalopoda; Sepiida; Sepiidae.
AUGAGAUCGCAAUUCUUUCACCAAUAUAUUGUAUUAUGUGACGCAAAGACGGUGAGCCGAGUAUUACGUCAGGCCUUGCUGCUAAGCAUGAUGUCAUAUCCUUAUAACUGGCUGGUGGUGAACAUGGGUUUGGAGCAAGUAGACUUGGAUGAUCUAAUUGCGGCGCAUCCCAAUUUAACUCUCCUCCAGCUCAUGGUCGACCCGGAUUCCGCCUCUUGCAACUUAUCCUCGAAUGAUGUAUCGCUGGCUAACGCCAUACUGCACGAUGCCUUCCUCCUUUCGAUGCAUUUAAUAGAGGUUGAGGACAAUCGAACAUUGUCGUUAGGACUUGAAUCAUCAACCGCCUUGUCGCUGGUCGAAGAAACGACUAUCGAAGAUGGUUACGUCAAAGGAAACGGAUGCCUAAAAGUCAGUAUACAUUCAAUUCAUUUUGCUUCAUUUCAACGCCCUAUGCGCCAUUUUUUGUCUUCUUUCUCCUGCUGUUCCUGGAUUCUUGAUUCGCAUUUGUUUCACAGAAGCUUAUUUCUUUCCAUUUCGUACUUUCGAUAUCCGCAUCUGCUUGUACACUCUCCAAAAUCUUUUAAAAAACGACCAUGA